Haliotis rufescens (red abalone) is the source of this 1826-nucleotide messenger RNA. RefSeq names its product phytanoyl-CoA dioxygenase domain-containing protein 1-like. The transcript is spliced from 9 exons. NCBI's taxonomy places the organism in Eukaryota, Metazoa, Mollusca, Gastropoda, Lepetellida, Haliotidae. The coding region runs from base 291 to 1400 and encodes 369 amino acids. The record is from RefSeq and is a predicted model, not a curated record.
UUGGUUAAUUCGGACGCAAAUGACUUCAUCUUUGAAGUGAUAAAUAUUCUCUACUCUGGAUCAGCAAUUCUUUGGGCUUUUCGCAACGGCUUCGUCAAGGAACAUUCAUACAGAGCGAGCAGUGUCUAAAAGUAGCUAUCGAGGUACUUGAGGAAUGUGAUUCGUUCAAGGUCAUAUAAUUAGUGAUAAACUAUAAACACCCAGCCUAUCACCUGCCUGCCUGUCACUCGGUUAUUACUUGUUACAACGUCGUAUCACGGUAUUUACCCUGUGGCGGCUGAGGAACAAUCAUGUCGACGACGGCAAAGCGCUACCCUGGAGAUUGCGACGAAGCUUACCCCGAAGCUUUCACCGUGGCUCCACCCCAGCCAACUGAAGCAAAGCCAGGACAACUCACAAAGGCUCAAGUUGAUCAUUUCUUUGACAAGGGUUAUCUGAUAGUGGAGAAGUUCUUCUCCAAGGAGGAACUGGAUCCUUGCAGAGAGGCCAUAGGGAAACAAGUUGAAGAACUCGCUCAGAAGUUGUACAAAGGAGGAAAGAUUAAAAAUUUAUACGAGGACAAAGGGUUGUUUGAGCGCUUGUCGUGUAUUGAGAAAGAGUUUCCCGGUGCCAAUAUACUCUUACAUAAAGCAGGGAAACUACCUCCGGCCUUCCGUGCAGUUUGGAGCAAUGACCGACUCUUGAAUUUGGUUGAACAACUGAUUGGACCCAAAAUAGCCGGACAUCCAGUUUGGAACCUGCGGACAAAAACACCAAAGAACAACGCCACUACUGUGCCGUGGCAUCAAGAUUCUGGUUACCUUGACAACGAGUCUUACAAAGUCCUGCAACCAACAGCUUGGGUUCCGCUUCUAGAUGCCAAUGCUCAAAAUGGAUGCAUGGAGGUCGUAUCCGGCGGUCACCGACCAGGUCGCAUCUGUCGUCACACGUGCUGCUGGGCGGACACGUGGUAUGUGGAACUUGCAGAGGAGGAGAUGGUGAAGACUCUGGGUGUGGAUCUGGACAAAGACAUCAAACUGUGCCCAAUUCCCUACGGCGGGAUGCUUUUGAUCAACAACAUGAUCCCCCAUAGAAGUCUGCCGAAUGUUUCCAACGAGAUCCGAUGGAGCUUGGACCUGCGUUGGCAGGAUCCCGCUAAACCUUACGGCUUCUACGGCCUGAAGGAGGGGAUUCUGAUGAGAGAUCCAUCCAAGCCUGACCACAAGAUUGACUGGUCGCCAUUUGAGUCUGUGGACAGACACGAAACCGCCAAAGAAGUGUUGAACGAAGAGAAAGAGGACGAUGCCUUCGAAACCACGAUCCAGGGCCCCCAUAUGGAGAAGUGGGAAAUGACGCACGAGAACCGACACACAGCCAAACUCGUGAAGGGAAAGUCUUACAGCAGCUGGCACAAGGCAUGACAUGGAGGCUGACUUUAUCAUGACGCCAUGCUGAUGAAUAUUUUGCAUAUUAAUUCUUGAUAAGAAAGUUUGGUAUUAAGUUGGACCAAGUACAUAUACGUAAUCACAGAAGUGUGACUGUCAUAAUGAUUUCACGAAACACGAGUACGAAAUAUAAUAUUUCUGUCAUCCACUCUGUGAUAUUAGCUGCCCUGAAAGAAAUAGUUUCUGUAUUGAAUACGUGCAAGCUUACAUUGCAACAAGACUUCAACAAUGACAGUAUAAACUGCGUCAUCAUGGCAAAUGGCGUAGCCAAUCCUGUGUGUGUCAUAUGUCAACAAUGCCGCCUGCAUUACGUCCUGGAAUAAUUCGGCCAUGUUUGUUUGGUCUGGAUUCACAUUAGUUGGCUCUUCUUGAAACAUAUGGGUAAUAAACAUAUAUUAUUUA